This is a messenger RNA of Monoraphidium neglectum, 1164 nucleotides long. RefSeq names its product secreted protein. The record is from RefSeq and is a predicted model, not a curated record. The transcript has 13 exons. Gene Ontology annotation, molecular function: lyase activity. Gene Ontology annotation, cellular component: periplasmic space. Lineage: Eukaryota; Viridiplantae; Chlorophyta; Chlorophyceae; Sphaeropleales; Selenastraceae. Bases 1 to 1164 code for a protein of 387 amino acids.
AUGGGCUUCACCAAGAAGAUCAAAGAUGGCCUCAAGCACGCGGUGCAGGAGUGCUUCGAUGGCAGCGCCGGCUACGCGGCCGCCGGUCUUGGGGCCGCGAUGCAUGGCGGCAGCCGCGACACUUUUGCCCACCCCGGCACGCUGAUGGGCCCGCGUGAGGUGGAGCUGCUGCGGUCCCGCACGGCUGGCAACAAUGUCAAUGACGAGUGGGCGGCGGCGGCUGCGCAGCUUGCUCAAGACACGCCGAAGCAAUACAGCCCCCAUGCGCUGAAGGAGGCUGUCAUUGACUUCAACGGCGUGGGCAAGGGUCACGAUGAGCUGGUGGAGAAGGACGGCAAGAUGGUGUACAUGCAGACCAUGAUGUGGCUGGUCUCAGGGGAUGACAAGUACGCACGCAACGCGGCUGACAUCAUAUGGGCAUGGUCCACCACCAACCGCGUUUUCAAAGGGCAGAACGCCCCGCUGGAAGCGGGGUGGGGCGUGGCUAGCAUGGCGCGCAGCGCAGAGCUGCUCAAGCACACGUGGCCGGGAUGGAACAGCGUUGUGGAGGCCGCGUUCUUGAGCUGGGUGGACCGCCUCAUCAUGCCUGAGCUGCGGUCCGAGGCGCUCUCACGGCUGCCGCUAGGCAACUGGCACAGCACCAUCGCCGAGUGCAAAGGGCAGCUUGCGAUCCUCAAGGGCGACCGGCGUCUGCUGGACGAGGCGCUGUCAGACUGGCGGCGGGUCAUGGAUGCGUACCUGCAGCCGUGCGGGGAGUGCACUGAAACGAAGCGGGACCUGUACCACUCACAGUUUGGGCUGGGCGGCCUGAUCCAGCUGGCCGAGGUUGCCUGGCAGCAGGGGCUGGACCUCUACUCGUACGGAGACAGCAAGCUGUGCCGUGCGAUGGAGUUUCACGCGGCCAUCACGAACGGCAAGCAGCCGCGGGAGUGCUGUUACCCCCUCAAAGGCAUCGGCUUCCUGCCGUGCGGGUGGGAGGUGGGCUGGAACCACUACGCGGGCAGAUGGGGGGUCAGCAUGCCGGAGACGGAGGCUAUGCUGAGGGCCAAGCGGCCGGAGCGCUACGUCUUCCACUGGGGCCUAGGCACACUGUCGCACUACGGCUCAGCCCAGGCGCUGGCAGCAGCAGGCGGCGGCGAUGACGGGAACAGCCAGCAGCGGUAG